Molecule: messenger RNA, 2318 nt
Organism: Dermacentor albipictus
Lineage: Eukaryota; Metazoa; Arthropoda; Arachnida; Ixodida; Ixodidae
Source: RefSeq, a predicted model, not a curated record
CUCCCAAUAUCUCGCCAAGGCUCCUCCCCGCCGUCAGGAGGGGGUGUCAAUUUCGCCCUUUCUGCAGCGAAGCCGGACGUACAAGCAACAAGAAAGUCUGAGCGCAUCAAGGCCUCACGCGCGUGUGCACCGGAGCAAUGCUGUUCAUGCGCCGGUGGCUGGCUCUCGCCCUUUUGUUUGUGGCCAACGCAGCGUUAAUCAGUGGCUUGGGAACACGCAAAAUUCCUGCCUCGUUCCAAGCCAUCGGACAAUCCUAUACCCUCAGUGAAUGCUCACCCGGGGCCCGCUCCAGUGAGUCUCCAGUAGCGUCGGAAUUCAGAGAGAGCUACCGGGAGGAUGCCAAGACGGGGCAGAGCAGAGCGGCUCUUGUCAUUGACCUCGGGGCCUUGCAGACCGUGCGCUUCCUUGAAGACAGCGCUCUCAACGAGACCGUGCAGAUCAGCGGUAAACAGUGCUCAAGGGUGAAUGCGGAUGCGGUGAACACGUUUAACUUUAACUUACUCAAGGGUCGCCACGGUUCCGUGACGUUACCCAUACGUCAGAUGCUGAGCAUGCCUCCAUCCAAUGAGAGGCCCAUCACUGGAACGUGUAGGGAUCAGCCGUGCAUCACGUGGACUUACCGACAGACUCCCGUCACACGGAAGGACGACGACGGCACAGUGAUAGAGACUCGUGACGUGUACUCGGCCGUGUGGACCGAUUUUACAGAGAAAAAUUCCUGGCAGUCGAUGUCCGCUCAACGAAAUGUUCCUCUGGCUCUCCGAAUGUGUCGCCGGGAAACAGUCACCCGGCCAAGCGAGAACAGCAGCGAAGUCACCGAGCAGUACAACGUCAUGGAGAUAAUGCACUUCACUCACGACUCUGUAAUCGCCGAAGAUCUGGAGUACCCGGACGGAGUGUAUUGCGAAGGAUUUGUCUCUGAGGAGUGGAAACCGGACGCAUCCUCGCUCACUUAUCUGAGCUACUCCGCGGAAGUCACCGUUGACGCGAAGAAUGGCAGGACUGUUGCGCACUCACGCGUUCGCAUGGACACUACAGAGAGACUCUACCGGAUUGAUUUCACUUCGGAGACGUCGAAAAUUAACAAUUUUGCCCUACCAGAUGGCGUGAAAUCUGUGAGCCGCAUUAUUUCUGGAAUUCACGGACUCGUGUUCGACAUUCAGCACCUGAAUAGGGGAAUGACACGGUGCCAGAACAGAACGCUGAGAAGACUGCCCUUCAUGAAGGAGUCCAUAAUAGACUUCCAGGAUGUCCCGAAUAUUUCACCUGCGCUUUUCUUCGGCACAGAUCGGACAAAGUACGUUCUGAAGAAAAAGACACGCAAGCGAGGAAUUCCUUGCAACGUGUGGCAAGGCCUACGCACUGACUGGCCACCAGGAGCGCAUAUCACCACCGUCUGGGAAUGGUGCGUAGGUGAGCAGAAGGAAAAGCAAACGUUCGGCAUGUGGGACUCUCCCCGUCUGCCUCUGGUCAGCUUGGAAAUCUACGGUCACGUCGACGAUUCCCUAAACGCCAGGGAAGGAACGACCGAUUGGGAGAAGCUGACUUAUUCCUUCUACCGAGUUGACAGAGCCAACAAAUGGGUGACGGACCUGCAGGCGUUCGAUGUCACUGACUGCAUGGGAGACAACGUUUAUCCUAUGCAGUUCGAGCUGACGUAUCCUGACGCUAAGUUUGAAGACGUGGUGAGCGUCACCGUCGAGCCGCUAUUUUUGGCGAUGUGCAAAGCGCAGAUAGUGCAAAGUUUGAAAUCGAAACUCGGAAUACUCAGGAUUGGACGACUGCGGGCUGUAUUCGGCGAAGAAAGAAAGCUCUAUAUUCAGUUUUCAUUGCUUGACGGAUUUACUUCCGUUAAGGGCGAGCCUACGCUAGAGCAAAUGAAAGCCUCACUUCGAAAAUACGUGGACGAGAAGACGCUAAAAAUGAAUCUCAAUGCACCCGGAAAAAAGGAGGACAUCGAGUUCACGGCUACGCCACGUACGCUAAGGAGCAUCAGCGACGUAGAUUUUCCGGCUAGCAAGGCUUCAAGCGCUGCCCCGUUUCAGUUUGGCGGUAAUCGGACGAUGCAGAAAGCACCGCCAGCGCUUUAUUACCCAUAUCAAGCACAUGAUCCGUCGGUUCUCCCGAAGAACGAAACCGGUGCCCUAACGAAGACGGCUCGUCUGGUGACUUUCGUGAUGGGGGCUGUUGGACUCUUCAUCGUGGGUGCCUUCGUUGGCGCCAUAUCGCUGCGCCUCCAGCGCAUUGUGCGGUAGAAAUAUAAAUAAAGAAAUUGUAAAUUGCAAUAUAUGCCUUAGGGUAAUUAAUUAAAAACUUAA